Messenger RNA from Amoebophrya sp. A25, 492 nucleotides. The record is from the annotation of a GenBank genome assembly. NCBI's taxonomy places the organism in Eukaryota, Dinophyceae, Syndiniales, Amoebophryaceae.
CAGAUUGGUCAAAAAGAUGCAAGAGGAAGCCAAGAAGGAAAUGAUCGGAAGCGCGAUAAGGAGAAAAAAACAACUACUAGAAGGCGAAAACUCCGGAUUCAGAAGAUUACUAUCCAGAGGACCGAAAAGACCGCAGAGGAAGGCCCAUGGGGAACGAUAUAAGUGCUUUGUUUGCGACCUCGCCUACACCACCAGCGAAGGAGCGAUGCGUGCUCACUGGCAACAACAUAAAGAAGGCCAAAUAAUUAAGGUGGGCACCCUCAAGAAGUCUUCUUGCGCGGCAUCCGGAAACGCAGUUGGAGCAGCACGCCGCAUUUUCCGCCCUGAAACGCACACUUUCAAUAAGCAAACAGGGAAGAGCUACUUUGGAUCAGACGCAAGAUUACACAAGAUAAUUGUUCCGGAAGACUGUUGGGAGAAUGAAGAAAGAAGGAAAUUGAAAUGCAAAAAGUGCAAAUGGAGCCUAGAAUAUAGAGAAGAAAUGACAAUGCA